AUUUUCCGUUUUCUGUCAUAUUUUAGGUAAACAAAACCGUUGAAGGGACAUUACUUGGUUUGCUGUCUACUUAUGAAGGAAACGUUGGUGGAAUUAUUACCAUGGCUUGGAACGGUCUUUUUGUUACUUUUGAAUGCUGUGGAGUGAACAAACAAUCAGAAACAGAUGAUUUUUCCAUGUCAAUUUGGAAUUCCACCCGUGGAUCACAGAUUAUACCAGGGUACUGCUGUAAGGAAGCAGAUUAUCUCUCUGGGCUACUGUUGGCCGGUAAAGAAUGCACCACCAAUCCAACAUCAUUGAACUCUUACUAUGGUGAGGGAUGUUACACAUCUAUCGAAGAAGCAGUCGAGGAGUACAGCAGUAUAUUCAUUUCUGCAUCAUUUGCAGUCUUUGCAGUUGAGAUGAUAGCAGUUAUAGCAUCGUUUUGCAUGUGUCGCCAGAUAUCUGCUGAUCUGGAACAUUCAAACAAUGAGAGAAAGAAUGCCAACAAGAGAUGGAUCAAACAUAAAGACAAUGCUUAA
Messenger RNA from Mytilus californianus (California mussel), 521 nucleotides. RefSeq names its product tetraspanin-18-like. The record is from RefSeq and is a predicted model, not a curated record. Gene Ontology annotation, cellular component: membrane. NCBI's taxonomy places the organism in Eukaryota, Metazoa, Mollusca, Bivalvia, Mytilida, Mytilidae. Bases 102 to 521 code for a protein of 139 amino acids. The transcript is spliced from 4 exons.